This is a messenger RNA of Procambarus clarkii (red swamp crayfish), 5074 nucleotides long. Lineage: Eukaryota; Metazoa; Arthropoda; Malacostraca; Decapoda; Cambaridae. The record is from RefSeq and is a predicted model, not a curated record.
GCGGCCCGGUCCUCGACCAGGCUUCCACCCUCAGGAAGCAGCCCGUGACAGCUGACUAACUCCCAGGUCAACCUAAGCGGAUCUGAGGCGCCCUUCACCACGAUGAAGGCAAGUCUAGUGCCCAAGCUGUUCGGCCUCCUGGUGGCGCUGUGGGCGGUGCCCGCCCUCGCCCAGAACACGCGGGAGAAGCAGCUGGGUACGGGCGGCGUGGGCGUGCAGAAGAAGCAGGAGAAGACCAGCACGGGCGUAGGGGCGUGCAAGCACGGAGAUCACCAGCCUCACCUCUCUCUCGCCGACCGCGUCAUGAAGGCCGAGGUCGUGUUUUAUGGGUUCGUGACCCGCGUAUACAAGAAGAAAAAGAAGGCCACCUACCCGGCCGAGUUCUUCAUCGUCAACGUCUUCAAGGGCUCGGAGCUGGUGGCCAAGUUGCUGAAGGUGGAGGGCGGCUACGGCGGCGUCUACAACCUCAGGGACAAGCGCAUCAACGUGACUAAUUUCGGGCCCCGGGAGGACUGCCUGUCCCCGCUGGAGGAGCAGAGGACCUUCAUCAUCUUAGCCACCUACAAGUCAGGCCGGAGACUCCGGGCCCACUACGACCACCCCGGUAGCGCCGCCGUCCAAUGGUCCAAAGAAAACGAAGAGAUUGUUUGGAGUUCCUUAGGAUGGGACGGUUGGUCGGACUGGUCUGGAUGCAGCGCCUCGUGCGACGGUGGCACCCAGGAGAGGAGAAGGUACUGCCUCCACAGUGAGGGUUGUCAGGGGUACAACACCGAGAGACGACGCUGUAACUUCUUCUCCUGUAAUGGCACGCUGGAUGUCCUCCACCUCCACGACAAGCGUUACAAGCCCAACAAGUUCGGAUGGCGGGAGUCGAGUACUCGACCCGGUUCAUGGCGCGCCGUGAGGAACCGCCCCUUGCUGGUUCACACCAGGGACAUCUAUCCCGGCGGGUUUCCCAAGGAGUUCUCCCUCCUCAUCACCGUCAGGCCAGACCUCGGCAACAUGGGUAUGUUGUUCAUCAUGCACCGGGCGUACGGGGGCGAGGUGUACCUGGGACUGGGCUUGGGCACCGGGCUGGAGCUUCUCCACACGGGACCCACCAGGGAGGAUGACGUCCUCCCCAUCAACGUCGCCCCCAUCAAUGUCAACCUCACGGAUGGCCACUGGCACCAGCUGGCGAUCAGCGUGCUGGAGGACAACAGCAUCCAGGUGUACGUCGACUGUCGCUGGAUCAGUCGUCAGAUUCUCAGACGGUCGACGCUGGAGAUCCCCAUUGAUACCCUGUUGUAUGUCGGCGGGAUGCCUGGACGCAGCUACCAGGGCGAGAUGGAGCAGUUCACGAUCAGUGGGUCGCCCGAUGCCGUAGCGAAGCAGUGCAAACCUGAACCUAUUCCAAUCAUCGAUAAAACUCUGCAGGAUAUUGGGCGUCCUCUCGGUCUGGCGAUACCAGAGUACAGCAACCACAACGCCGUCCUCCACACCGACGACUCCCACCACUACGACAGCGACGCCGCCGAGUACGACUACAGAGACUACGGUGACAACGCCUUCGAGCCAUACAACGACGUCGAAUACAAUGAGUUCCCUGACUACGUUUAUGACGACUACGAGGACUUCGAGGACGGCCGCGUGUCCAGUACCCACGAGUUGAACGCCGGCGAGGACUUCAUCGUCACGCAAGAGGGGGACGUCACGCUGAGUGAGACAGAAGAGAGCGAGGAGAAAGAGGAGAGAGAAGAAAAGAGGACAGACAUGAAGGAGAUGUCUGCUGACGCCGGCGGCCGACGAGAGCAGCUGGAGGCCACCUCAGCAGAGACGGAUGAUGAGGAUCUGGUUGAAGGGUCCGGCGCGAAGGACCACGGCAAGUUUGAGCUGAUGUGGUCCGUCUGGUCGGGAUGUUCCACUUCUUGCGACGGAGGCGUCCGGAUCCGCUCCUACAGCUGCGUUCCCAACCAACUGUUUCUGGAAGAAUGCGUCCGCGCAGGGAUUGAAACCCAGCAACAGCGGGCGUGCAACUUGCAACCCUGUCCUUCCACCACCACGCCACGCACCACCACCACUACAACCUCCACCACCACCGCCGCCGCGACCACUACCACCACUGCCGCGACCACCACCUCCACCAGCAGAGGGAUCAGCGGCGCCUCUACGCCAGAGAUGGACAACAUGAUCCAGUCAAUACCAUACAUGACCUCCACCGACACCUUCUCUCCUCCUCCCGUCACCGCCACACCGUUACACCAGUUCAUGACUGUCACCUCAACCCCGUCAUCUCCCACCACAUCUACCCGUCCUUCCACCACCACCUCCACUACCACAACCAGGACCAAAGUGGUGGAGAUGCAUCCACUCUUCCCCACCACACUCAUCAGUCCGGAUCUGGCUCCCGUCAGCGAGACGUCCCACAACGACUCCGCCAAAGUUUACCCAGACAAGAAACCUCACAAAGUUUCUAAAAUGGACGACAACUCUGUAUGGAAGCAGACGAUGAAGGAGAGGGACAUGAACGAGGUGCUGCCAAGAGGUGGCCCACCGCCCUCCCUUAUGCCCGGCUCCUACAGCAAGAGGAUGUCAUGGAACCACAAGUGGAGCUACCAGUACCACCACCACCACCACCACCACAACCACAACCAGCAGCCUCACCGCAUGAGACAUCACCACACCAAGCACUCGGCAGGACAGGAUGGCGAGGACUGCGCAGGUGGCUGUCUCAACCAGGGCCUGUGCGGCUACGGCGGCGUGUGCCACUGCGCGCGCGGCUGGACCGGUCUCCGCUGCCAGACGCCAGAGUGCGCGCGCGGGUGUAUCAACGGGGGUGUGUGUACCGCCCCGGACACCUGUCGCUGCCCGCCGGGGUACUCUGGGGCACUCUGUCAGCACGCCCUGUGUAGUCCUGCCUGCAGCAACGGUGGUACCUGCGUCAUCCCGGGGCUGUGUGUGUGUCCUGCUGGCUACGUUCCUCCCCUGUGUGCUCCCAUGUGCACGGCGCGCUGCCUUCACGGCGGGGAAUGCACGGGCGUGGAGCGGUGCACGUGUCCCGGGGGCUACACGGGUGCACGGUGCGAGUCUGCCGUGUGUACGCCCUCGUGUCAGCACGGCGGCCUCUGCGUCGCGCCCGGCGUCUGCUCCUGUACCCCAGGUUACGGCGGCUCCAUCUGUCAGCGACCUGUGUGUCGGCCGCCGUGUCAGCACGGAGGGACGUGCCUGGCACCUUACCUGUGUCGAUGCCCGGCUGGCACCCUGGGCACGUACUGUCAAAAUUUUCUGUGCUCCCGCGGGUGUGGCGUGGGCGGCGUGUGUGUGGGGGUGGAGCGGUGCAGGUGUGGGCAGGGGUACACUGGCCCUUCCUGUACCGUGGCUGUGUGUGACCCGCCCUGCAGCAACGGGGGUACCUGUACCAGCCCCGGAGUCUGCUCUUGCCCGGAGGGCUUCUCCGGCCUCUGGUGUACCAACAGGAAAUGCAAGUACGUGCCCAAGCAGGUCGCCUACACCAGGAGCUACAAGAAGCUGGUGCCCCAGAGGGUGGAGACCCACUGUGGGGCGUGGGGCUGGAAGAGCUGCACAUCUGUGAGACAGAACUACCAGACCGUCACGCAAAAGUUCUACCGUACCGUCUACACCUGCGAGCCCUUACCCUAACCCCCAACCCCUCCAUCCUCCCUUCCUCCAAUCCACCAUCUAAUCCAACUCCUUUCCCCACCUCCUGACACACUGGCUAAUCACCCCACUGUCUAAUCAUGCCCGCUAAUCCACUUCUUAACCACAACUUACCCCCCCCCCCCCUAACGCACCCAAAACUCCACCUCUGUACCACUCCACCAGUCCCUAAACCCACCCCAAUAACUCAUUCUCUAAACCCAUCACCCCUAGUACAGUCCCUAAACCCCACAUAUUAAACCAUUCCCUUCCCCAGCAACCCAAACAUGGCAGACUUGUCUAAAAACAUAAACCCCCCUUUUGGUUUUGUUUUAAUAUGUGUACUUGAAUAUCCAAGAGCUACAGAUAAAGGAAGUAUGUAUCAGUGGACCUAACACCUGUAGGUUCAGGAUGGCCUAUACUUCUACCCCCUAUAUAGUUAUGGAGAUAUAAAGCUUUCCCUUACGUUAUAUAACGCUGUAAAAACCCUCCCCCUAAUGUUUGGUGAGAUGUAUAUUCGUCAAGUGAGUUUAAGGUUAAGGCAGCGAACAAUGGUGUUUUAAGGGUGUGUCAAUAUAUAGUGUAAAAAAAAAAAUUAUUUGUAUAUUUAUUUGCUGUGUGUAGAAGGGCGAGAGGUAGUGUACACAGCUGUCAAGGAACAGCUGUGGGCAUUGAACACAGACCUGCAUGACUCGUGUCCCCUUUAUGCGAGGCCUUAAGCAAUUGUCUUAAGCAGUAAGGUCCUUAUCCAUUUUUGGCCUUGGUAAGGCCUUUAGCUUUUAUUUUCUUGGGGGAGGACAUUUAUAUAUAUAAAGAUGUUUGUGUUUGUAUGUAAAUGGUCCGCCAGAUAUAAGGUACUAGUUACAUCAUAGAGAUGGAGAUGCUGUGAUUGCCUACCUGGGGAGAGCUGCUAAUGAGUACAGGUAAACUCUCUCUUCAUAUUACUUAUAGCCAUCCUAUUUCUUCCAGAAAUCUCUCCUAAAAGGUUCAAGUAUUUUCUACAGAGUGCACACCCUGUAUGUUACACAGAUAAUUACAUGCCAAAUUUCCACAUAUCAUGUUGAAUAAAUUAAACAAAAUAAUAUAUAUAAGUAUAUAUAAUAUUUUGUUUAAUAUAUUGACUUCUAUAUAUUUCGGGUUCAUGUCUGUUUACAUAAUAUAUUCCGUACAAGUAUUAGAGGUGAAGAGGUUACCCAUGUAGAGGUGACUAGAUAAUCUUGGUCUGUAGUAGACAGAAGGGGCGGUAGGUGUAGUGCAAACUAUAGUUGUGUUUUGGUCUUAUAAAUGAUAGAACGUACCUAAGCGAGUUGGCUGUUAAUAAUUAGGUGAGCGUGCUUGAUGUGAAGUGAUUCGACUAUGUCUAACCACCUAUUUUUGAGAUAUAUAUAUAUAUAUAUAUAUAUAUAUAUAUAUAUAUAUAUAUAUAUAUAUAUAUAUA